Molecule: messenger RNA, 1905 nt
Organism: Fusarium redolens
Lineage: Eukaryota; Fungi; Ascomycota; Sordariomycetes; Hypocreales; Nectriaceae
Product: Alpha/Beta hydrolase protein
Exons: 1
Coding region: 1-1905 (634 amino acids)
Biological process (GO): protein dephosphorylation
Molecular function (GO): protein tyrosine/serine/threonine phosphatase activity
Source: RefSeq, a predicted model, not a curated record
AUGGCCUCUCCUGCAGCGACCGUCCAACAGGACGAUGUUGACUCCACUGACCCUCACCUCACGGACCCGACCUUGCUGAGGGAUCACUCAGAGUUCAAGUCCUAUACAACAAGUCGUUUCGAAUAUUCUGGAAUUCGAGUUUUCUACCGACAACAUGCCAAGGCAGACCAACUACCCAAAAAACCUGCUCCAUUACCACUAUUGGUGUUUCUGCAUGGCCUGGGCGGCUCUGUUGCCCAGUUUCAUCCUCUGUUAAGUAGUCUGGUGGAUGAGGCCCCUUGCAUGGCAAUCGACUACCCCGGUUGUGGCAGAUCUGAGUUCUCGGUCACCGAUUGGGAAGCCUACACGACGGAUGCUCUGGUAGAGCUUUUGGAAACAAUCAUUGAGGACUACCGAGACAAGGACGCAGGCCAGCGAGUGGUCCUGAUCGGCCAUAGCAUGGGGACAACUCUCGCUGCUAAGUUGGCCAACACGAAAGUCGAGCAUACAACUUCGCUAGCCGAGUACGUGGUAGGGUUGGUGGCUAUUUGCCCUGUGUCAAGCCCUCCUGAUGAAUCAAAGACAUGGUGGUUUAGGAGGGCACUUUGGACUCCGGGAUGGCUUUUUGAUUUGUGGCGAGCCUGGGAUGGCCGGGGAGGCCCCAACAGUGCCAGCGUCAGGCGCUUUGUUGGAAAGGAUGCCGACGAGGCUACCCGGAAACUCCAAUAUCGCUUUAACAAACAGAGUCGAACCCCAGUCUGGAGACGUAUGGCUAAUGGCGCCCUGCCAAUCUAUCACAAUGGCAGACCCAGAGGCGGUCUCCCGACCCUGGAGGUCUGGGCAGGAUUAAAUAUCCCCGUCUUUUUGAUAGGUGCUAAGGAGGACACUGUUGUUUCACCUGAGGAAGUCAAGAAGAUUGCUAACGCAUUGGACCCUGAGAAGACUCUGCCAGAGUCAGGGGCAGCAGAAGAGACACCUGAUGCUGUCGUCGACGCUGCUGCCCCCGUAAGUACUUCCACAAGACUACAGGACCAUGUGCCACAAGCCAUUGAAGACCUCAAUGAUGAUGACUUCACAAAGGUCAAGUCUCCUACGCUUCCUAGCUCAGAAGAGGACAGCCCCAAUGAUCCCUCAACCCCUCACGAGACUAUGACUGAACUGCCCGCGCAACCGAACCACCCCAAAAAGGUGGUAAAGACCAUCGUGAUGCCGCCACCGGCAACACACGCUGUCCUAUACACGCCCUGCUCAGUUCGUGCCGUCGCGGGUUUGAUUUCCGAUUUCCUUGCCACAAACGUUACUGGCAGACUUUCCCUGGCCUGGCAAUUACAAUACCUCUCCCGUGAGGGAAAAUGGGACGUCAAGAACCUCAACAAAUGGAAAUCUGUCAACCCCGUAUCCGAGCCGAUCGGACCUGCUGGAAAACCUGUUUUCCGGGCACUCAAGACGCUUCGUGAAGCGGACGAUGUCCACUGUCCACAGAAUUUUGUUUCAAAAUGGGGUUCUAUUGUCAAAGAUAUCAUUGAUAUUUCCAAAGACCAGCCUGUCUAUGACCCUCGCGGCUUAGAUCGAGCUGGAAUCCAUUAUCACAAGUUCCCCACAGUUUCGAAGAUACCUCCUCAGGCUCAGGAGGUUGAAGCUUUCAUUAAAUUAGUUGACGACCUCAGAGAAAAGCAGACUGCGCGCGCUACCGCUGAGAACUGGACCAAUCCCGAGCAGUGUGUUAUUGGAGUGCACUGCCAUUACGGCUUUAACCGCACGGGAUACUUUAUCGUAUGUUAUCUCGUUGAGCGGUGCGGAUUCGGCGUUAAGGAGGCUAUCGACACAUUUGCCAAAGCGAGGCCUAAUGGGAUCCGCCACUCGCACUUUCUGGAUCGGUUGUAUGUGCGAUACAAUGUUGACUCAGUUCCUCCCAGUCAGUCGUGA